Molecule: messenger RNA, 5323 nt
Organism: Cololabis saira (Pacific saury)
Lineage: Eukaryota; Metazoa; Chordata; Actinopteri; Beloniformes; Belonidae
Gene: ddx3xa
Product: DEAD-box helicase 3 X-linked a
Exons: 18
Coding region: 251-2251 (666 amino acids)
Biological process (GO): gamete generation; cell differentiation
Cellular component (GO): nucleus; P granule
Molecular function (GO): RNA helicase activity; RNA binding; ATP binding
Source: RefSeq, a predicted model, not a curated record
CAGCCUGCCGGGAGGAGUUCACCUAAGUAGCUCCGUUUGGAAACUUAAUCCCAUCUCUUAUUUAUAACAACAACUCGUCUUUUUUAUUUUAUUUGAUACGAGUAAACAGAUUGUAUUAGUUUAGAAGUAAAGGUUCAGUUCAGAGAGUCGUAUUUAGUGAAAAAGAAAAGCUAAGUUGACGCUCCAGCCGGCCGCAGCUAACAAAGAAAAUCCUUUCUCUUCAGAAAUAAUCCCCCAACUCUCUUUAGUUAUGAGUCAUGUGGUCGUCGAUAAUCCACACGGUCUAGAUCAGCAGCUUUCUGCCCUGGACUUGAACUCUGGUGAGGGACAAGGCGGAGGAACUGGCAGGCGUUACAUUCCACCUCACUUGAGGAACAAAGAGGCUUCCAAAAACGGAUUUAGCAGUUUUGACAACAAAGAUGGAGGCUGGAGUGGAGCUCCUCGAGAUGCAGCCUACAACAGCUUUGGUGGGCGAAAUGACAGGUCCAAGUCUUCCUUCUUUAACGAUAGAGGAUCAGGAGGAGGAGGAAGAGGCGGAGGAGGAGGAGGAAGGUAUGAGCGUGGGGGCUUUGGAUCAGGAGGAAACAACCGCUGGGCCGAGGACUCCAGAGAAGAGGACUGGUCCAAGCCCACUCCUCCCAAUGAGCGCCUGGAGCGCGAGCUUUUCUCUGCAAGUAACACGGGGAUAAACUUUGAUAAUUAUGAUGAUAUUCCUGUGGAGGCAACUGGAGCCAACUCCCCACCCCACAUUGAUAGUUUCCAUGACGUGGACAUGGGGGAGAUUAUCAUGGGGAACAUCGGUCUGAGUCGUUACACUCGGCCCACCCCGGUUCAGAAGCACGCCAUCCCCAUCAUCAAGUCCAAGAGAGACCUGAUGGCCUGUGCCCAGACGGGCUCCGGUAAGACUGCUGCUUUCCUGCUGCCAGUGCUGAGUCAGAUCUAUACCGAGGGACCAGGAGAUGCUCUUGCGGCCCAAAGGAACAGUGGACAGGACAAUGGAAGGUAUGGCCGCCGCAAACAGUACCCACUUGCCCUUGUCCUGGCUCCGACCAGAGAACUGGCUUUGCAGAUCUAUGAUGAGGCGAGGAAGUUUGCCUACCGCUCUCGUGUGCGUCCCUGCGUGGUCUAUGGAGGUGCUGAUAUUGGCCAGCAGAUCCGGGAGUUGGAGAGAGGCUGUCACCUGCUGGUGGCCACACCUGGACGUCUGGUUGACAUGAUGGAGAGGGGCAAGAUUGGUCUGGACUACUGCAACUUCUUGGUCCUGGACGAGGCUGACCGCAUGUUGGACAUGGGUUUUGAGCCACAGAUCAGACGAAUUGUCGAGCAAGACACAAUGCCGCCUAAAGGCAUCCGUCAGACCAUGAUGUUCAGCGCCACUUUCCCCAAAGAGAUCCAGAUCUUGGCUCGUGAUUUUCUGGAAGAUUACAUUUUUCUGGCAGUGGGGCGUGUUGGUUCCACUUCAGAAAACAUCACUCAGAAGGUGGUCUGGGUAGAAGACACUGAUAAAAGGUCCUUCCUUCUUGACCUGCUCAACGCCACAGUUAUUCCCAGUGAGGUUCAGGAAAAUGUGACAGACACCCAAGAGAAGCCAGGUAAAGACUCCUUGACUCUGGUAUUCGUGGAAACCAAGAAGGGAGCCGAUGCUCUGGAGGACUUCCUCUACCGCGAGGGUUAUGCCUGCACCAGCAUUCAUGGAGAUCGAUCCCAGAGAGACAGGGAGGAAGCUCUUCAUCAGUUCCGGUCUGGACGCUGCCCCAUCCUGGUGGCCACAGCUGUGGCUGCGCGAGGUCUGGACAUCUCCAACGUGAAGCACGUCAUUAACUUUGAUUUGCCCAGUGACAUUGAAGAAUACGUUCACCGUAUCGGCCGUACGGGACGUGUGGGCAAUCUUGGUCUGGCCACGUCGUUCUUUAACGACAAAAACAGCAACAUAACCAAAGAUUUGUUGGAUAUCCUCGUUGAGGCAAAGCAGGAAGUUCCUUCCUGGCUGGAGAGCUUGGCCUACGAGCAUCAGCACAAGAGCAGCGGCCGAGGACGCUCCAAGAGGUUCUCCGGUGGUUUCGGCGCUAGAGAUUACCGUCAGACGCCCGGCGCUGGAAACUUCACCAGCAGCCGUGGAGGACGCAGCACAGGAGGCCACGGAGGUAACCGCGGUUUUGGAGGAGGUGGCUUUGGGGGCAACUUCUACUCCAGUGAUGGCUACGGGGGAAGCUACAGCCACUCUGGUAGCGUGGACUGGUGGGGGAACUAAUUACCAUAGGAAUAGGUUGCCAUGCCAACCCAAUGGAAACCACAUGUUAACUUAAGCCAGACCAUAACAACCCUCCCUGUGUAGCUUCACUGACACACAGUACAUUACCAACCCUGGAUCUCUGCCAUUCGCUUCUCUCAUAAAGGAAGUGCAGCACGACGCAAAGGAAAUCACCAGCACGUGCAGAACCGGAGACCACAGAGAUUUGCACACCUCAGAGCGAGCAUGGAUGCUGACAUGUAUUGUCCGAUAGCGACCUCGGACUUUCAUUGUUAAAAGUAUUUUUGUUUUUUUUGUGGGGAAGGAAAAAACCCAGCAGCGCCACCUGAGGAUCAUUUGUAUGUUAAUGUACUGUGCCUUUUGAAUUUAAACAGGAAAUCUAUGUUUUCAUUUCACUUGAUAAUGGCCAAGAGCUCUAAAUUUUUACUUUUAUUUUGUUUGGUGAAGAGAAAAAAAAAAAGAAAAAAAUACUAGAAAGGUAAAAAUGAGCUUGGACUUAAUCAAACCUUGGCAAACACUUGGGUAUUGUGGCUCUCGGAGUCAUGAUUCCAUUUGAACCUCAAAUUUAUUGCAGGAACAUCAUGUAGCCUUUUUCUAUUCUAUCAAACAGCUAAUGGAGCCAUUCUCUAACAAACUGGGCCACUCUGUGAAGCAACUGUGUUUUAAUCCUUAGGGACAAAGUUUGACGUUCUUUUUUUCUUUUGCUCACUCUAUCCUGGACACGGCUCCUUUUUUUUUUUUUUCUUUUUUUUUUAAUUUAAUUUUUUUUUUUUUUUUUACGGAUAUGGUAGUCUUUGAAAUAGCCAUUCCUGUUAUCUUAACAAGAAGAAGACGAAAAAACACAGAAGUCAUUAAGCUCAGUGCCAAAAUCGCUGAGGUGAAACAAGAAUAAUCAAUGCUGGAACUCGUUACUCUACUUCUCAAUUGACUUAACAGUGUUACGGCAGCUAGUGUGUUACCAAGUGCUAGCUACAUUACGUAGGUGGUGUUUCUUGAUUUUUACUUGACAUUUUUGGUGCAGGCGUAUGCAAAUUAAAAAAACAAAACAAAAAACACGAGUCAGGGUUUGUUUUGUUUUUUUGUUCACUACACAAAAAAUGAAGCCUGCCAUCUUGAAAGUGAAGUUCAAAAUGGCCACAUUUAAGGACCACAGCAUUGGGGGGGCUCGGCGCAGCGUCGGCAACCACUUCGACCUGCCGCCGCAGGGCCCAGAUGGUAUUCUACGCUUGCAAGUGUUUUGUUUUUUGGUCAAGGAGAAAGUAUACGUGAACUGAGUCGCAGGCUUAACUUAAUUACAAGCGUCUUCUCUUUUCAAGCUGCGUUGGAGGCUUAGUUCAUCUUUAAGAGACAGGCAUUUGAGCGAUCACUGAGGUUUUUCAAUUUACCGGCACGGAGCAGAGCAGAGCAGCACUCCGACCACAGGGAUUAGGGGGCAGGGGCAGGCGAGGGGCGCGACUUUCUUUCUUUUGUUUUUCCAGUGCACCACCAUUGUCAGUGGCUUUGGUUUCUAUAGCUGCACAGUUGAGCUGGGGAGGUGGCCAUAGAUACGGCCGCUUCCUUCACGGAACAUACAAGUACUGUCAGGUCCUCUGGGAGCUCAUCUGCCCAGACUUUAGUCGGGAAAAAAAAAUCCAUAAAUCUGCAGCUUUUCCUCUCGGAGGAGUAGCCAUGUGGGGCAGAGAGACGGGUGCUUCGCUACCGAAUGCUCCCAGUUCUCUCGUCGGGUGUGUUGUGCCUUGAAACCUUAAUUUUUUUAUUUAUUUUCUUUAAGAAAAUCGAUAUAAAAGCGGAUGCACUGACAGUGUUGAGAAUUUGAGAUUGAAUGGUGCUACUUGAUUUAGGCGUGUUAAGCCCUUGUAUGUCUUGCCCAUCGAGUUUUACAGAAGUUUUAUUGCACAUCUAGAGUUUUAUAUAGAUGUCUUGGAUAAUGUGUCCUUAAGCUUCCAAAUAUUGUGUGGGAGGAGAUUAGUGGGUGGAGUUUAAAAAAAACAACAAAAAACGCAGCUUGUUUACAAAGGGGACGGGUUCUCAACGUUUAAAAACCAGGAUUUAUUUGGGACCAGGGGAUUUAGCAGUCGGGGGGAAUUUAGCCAUUUGCACAGAUUUCUAGAUUCUACUUUUGCUGCUAGUUUUGUGUAAUUUAUUAAGCAUUUUUGACAAAUAUUUAUUUUUGUAAGCCUCAAAGUGAUUCUUUGAAAGUUUCAGAAACUUGACCAAAAGACAGUACAAAAAACACUGGCACUUGAAUGUUGAAUGUCACCUGUAUGCGUGAAAUUUAUAUAUCUCGGGGUAGUGUGAGCGUUUUAAUGUUUAAGAUACAUUGGAUUCGGUAAAUGAUAUCCACAGCUGUUUCAGGGCCAGUCAUCUCUAUUAGAUUAUGCGAAUUGGACAUCAAAAUUUUGAAGUGGAAUUAAAUGAACAUGCCAAGGUUUGGACUAAAGCUGUCAAAAUAAAGAGCAAAUUUCCUGAGCAUAUCGACGCAGAAGUGUUCAGAUUCUCCAACUGUGUGCAUUAUAAGUUUAGUCUAAUUUGACCUGAUAAUUGUUUUUCUUCAAUGUCUGGCACAUGGCAAUCCUUAAAAGAAACAAACAUGUGGUUUAUUCUCAUUGUUGUAUUUGCAUAUAUGACACCUCUGGAGUUUUCCUGGACUGUGGAGCAGGUCUGCAGCAGCGGCUCCUCAAACAGAAAAGGCUGCUGCGGGCAAACCCAAGGCUUGUUCCACAACCUGGAGAACCGCAGAGCUAUUUAGAUGUAGACUUUGCUUUCUGUAUUAGUUCUAGGCUACUGCACUGCAUGAGAAGUACUCAGCUGUGCAACUUGUAUGAUUUUACCAAAAUAAAAUGUUUUGUUGGGAAGAGUGGAGAAAUGUUCGGGGGAGGGGGGGGGAUAAAUAAAUGAAGCAUGUUCUAGGUUAACCUGUUAACUGUAGGAGUUCUGAGAAGAUCUGUAGCAAACAGCCUGCUGUCUUGUGCAGAUGCAAGGCAGGCGGGUGGAAAAUUAAAUUUGAUAUGGAUUGAAUGUGCUUCGUUUCUGUUUGAAGAGAAUGCAUAAAGAUUUUCAUUUGUAAAUUCA